Messenger RNA from Prorocentrum cordatum, 1747 nucleotides. The record is from the annotation of a GenBank genome assembly. NCBI's taxonomy places the organism in Eukaryota, Dinophyceae, Prorocentrales, Prorocentraceae.
GUUCCUCCCGUGCCCCGGCGCGCAGGGCGUGGCCGAGAGCGAGGCGGUGCACGAGCACGCGCCGCUCAGGGGCGGCGUGCCCGUUUUCUCUGGCCCCGUGCUGGUGUGGUGCAGCCCCAACGCGGCGUAUUACGAGACCAUGGUGUACCAGUCUGGCUGGCUGAACUUCUGGCUCAGCAGAGGCGUCAGCAUUUUCCUGUUCAACUACUCCGGCUACGGUCGCUCCUCAGGAACGCCGUCGCCCCCCUGCAUCUCGGACGACGGCGAGAGCGUCAUCAGGUUCCUCAAGGGCAAGGGGAUCACGCAGAUCGCGGUCUACGGCCGCUCCAUCGGCGGCGUGGCCGCCUGCCACCUGGCGCGCCAGCACCCCGACGUGGUGUGCCUGCUGGUGGCGGACCGCACGAUGUCCACGCUCGAGAGCGCCGCCAGGUGCAUGUACGGCGCUUGGGCGGCCAAGGGCCUGAGGCUAACCAACAUGGUGCACGAGAACACCGACAACUUCUGGGAGUCCCGCUGCUACAAGCUGCUCGUGUGUGACCCCAAGGACGCGAUGAUCCUGGACCUGGCGGCGCUGCGCACCGCCGUCGCGCUCCGUGUUCUAGAGAGGACCGCGCCGCACGAGCGCCUGGGCCUACCGGACGAGACCCUUCUCGGGCUUUUCGAGGUCUGGGCCUUCUUCGAGCGCCUCUUCGCGGUCUGCGAGGGGGAGAGCGAGGGCCUCGCGAUGCCCGUCCCUUGCGAGGUCGGGCGGCAGGCACGGGCUCCGGCGUUCCGAGAGGACGUGCGCCUCAAGGCGGCAGAGAGCCCCGAGCACGGCCGGCCCCCAGCCGCCGCCGGCACGAGGGGCGCCGGGGAGCUCGUGGGGCAGCAGUGGCUCUCGGACAACGCGUGCCUCGUGCGCGCCGUGGUCGCUCCGCUUGUGGAGCAGAUACGGUCCGCGCUAGACGUUGUGGGCGAGAACCUCGAGGGCGGCGGGGUGACCCUGAACGACGUGCUGUUGGAGAGCCAGAGCAGCCCGUGCAAGGCCCUGCGCUGCCUGCUGGCCAACCUGCAGGUCUGGGGCACCCUGGGCGACGGCCAGGAGGCACAAGAGCUGGAACCUUAUGGAGAGCCACCACCUCAAGCAAUGUAUGGGCCGUCGGUUGGCGAGCGCGACAUUGAGCAGUUCUUGUCCAAGGACGGCAACGGCGACUUGGUUUCGUCAAGGCGCACCGAGGAGCUGGAGCUCGCGCUCGCCCCGGACAUGCUGUCCUCGUACCACAGGCGACUCGCCCGGGUGCGCGUGGCGCAGGUGCGGCGCGAGAUCAGGCGGCGGCUGAGGGCGCUGCGUCACGCCUUCGCGCACCUGGGGCUCGCGGGCGGCAGCGCGGAGGCCGCCGCGCCUGAGGCGGCGGAGCGGCUUGUGCGCACCGUCAUGCACCACCUCGGGGAGGUCGAGGCGUUCGUGUCGGCGCUGGGGCGGUUCUUCAAGAGCACCGACCUGGCGACGGCAAGCGGGAGGCAGCACGCCGAGGACGCGGCCGCGGACGCCAGCACCCUCAGCGACUCCUCCUCGGACGAGAAGCCGGGCGCCAGGGCGGGCCAGCGCGGCGACGAGGGUCCGUCGGCCACGCCGAAGCCGGCCAUCGACCAUUCCGUGGCUGGCUACGUCAUGCACGUGGACUGCGGCCACAACGGCUCGCUGGACGACGUGGACCUACGGCAGCUGGCGCUGCACCUGCGCGCCGCUCGCUUCGGCAGGUCUUAG